Molecule: messenger RNA, 1016 nt
Organism: Aegilops tauschii subsp. strangulata
Lineage: Eukaryota; Viridiplantae; Streptophyta; Magnoliopsida; Poales; Poaceae
Biological process (GO): ubiquitin-dependent protein catabolic process
Cellular component (GO): endoplasmic reticulum
Molecular function (GO): ubiquitin protein ligase activity; metal ion binding
Source: RefSeq, a predicted model, not a curated record
AAGCAAGAAAGAUACACAUGAAUCCGCAAGGAGGGAGGGAGGACGUACUAUAUAUGAAAAGCAGACCCCAGCACACAUAGACACGCAAGGGGGGAGGUCUGAAUUGAUAAUAGCAGAGGAAGAAGAACUGAAGUCGAUCCUCAACUGCGAAUCUGUUGUGAUCUUCUAAUGACGGAGGUGACCAAGGAGAAAUGCCGGCCGGCCGACAAGCUGCAGCAUAGCAUCAAUGAUGCCAUCGUCGGAGUGCCUGGCGGCGCGACGGCGGCGUGCUGGGACUGCAGCAUCUGCCUGGAGGUGGCGUCGGAGCCGGUGGUGACGCUGUGCGGCCACCUCUACUGCUGGCCCUGCAUCUUCCGCUGGCUCACCACCUCCUCCAAGUCCAAGUCCCGCGCCUCGCCCUCCGCGCGCUGCCCCGUCUGCAAGGCCGCCGUCUCCGAGGACCACCUCGUGCCGCUCUACGGCCGCGCUCGCGCCACCACCCUAAGCCCGGCCGGAGGCAGAGGAGGCGGCGUCUGUCAGGUGCCGUGUCGUUCGCCGGUGCCGGGGCCGAACGUGGAGGAGCGCCUUCACGGGCCGGACUCGGACGAUGGCGGCAACUUCUACUACUACUACGACAACGUCGGCAUCAAUGGCCUGGACUGCUCCAACGCGGAGCGCUUGCUCGGCGGCAUCGCGCUGGCGGUGCUACUCCCAUGGGCGACGAGGGGCGCCGGUGGAAGGCCGCCACCGCCGUCGUUGUACCGCGACGGCGAGGGCUGGAGGAUGGCGCGCCAGCAGAGGCGGGUGGCGCGCAGGUUGCGGCAGAUAUGGGUGUUCCUCGCCAUGGUGGCGUUCCUCUGCUUCCUCCUUCUUUGAGGCUCUGCAGAAAACGACGUAAAUUUUUUUUGAACUGGCAGGAGCGUUGCAUUUUCGUUAAAAGGAAAAUAUGUACAUAUUAGCAUGUUUAAAGGGGAAGGGGUACAUGCCGGAAAACCCCAAUGAAAAACAACCGCAUACGGUUACCCGUGGUUUGAAUA